Messenger RNA from Nakaseomyces glabratus, 3291 nucleotides. It is a transcript of the gene INP53, whose product is annotated as INP53. Lineage: Eukaryota; Fungi; Ascomycota; Saccharomycetes; Saccharomycetales; Saccharomycetaceae. Gene Ontology annotation, cellular component: membrane; cytoplasm. Gene Ontology annotation, biological process: phosphatidylinositol dephosphorylation. Gene Ontology annotation, molecular function: phosphatidylinositol-4,5-bisphosphate 5-phosphatase activity; phosphatidylinositol-3,5-bisphosphate 5-phosphatase activity. The record is from RefSeq and is a predicted model, not a curated record.
AUGCUUCUACUAUUGUCGAGGCAACCGGAUAGACGGAUUGCUAUUGUAUCCGAUAGACAUGCGUUAAUAUUUAAAUCAGUCGGUCACAACAAAUCAACUAAUGCUCCUCUUUGUGCUAUCGAUCUUGUUGAGAAGGGACAACUAAAAGAUCAAGGGUUUAAGAAACUAACACAUAAUGAAGUUCAUGGCUUUAUAGGUAUGAUAGAAAUUGAAGGAUAUAUUUUCUUGGGUGCUAUCACUGGGAAAUCUAAGGUUGCCCAACCGAUACCUGGUGAAACUGUGAACAAGAUUUAUGCUGUAGAUUUCUUUUGCUUGAAUGAUUCAAGAUGGGAUUUUGUUGAAAUUGAUAACUCUGGUUAUCCAGUUCUUCCAAAUAGAGAUUCCAGCGACUUGAAAGAGACAUUACCAAGACACCCAUGCUAUGAACUAAGGAAAUUGCUAUCUGAUGGGUCUUUCAACUACAGUUCGAAUUUCGAUUUGACUUCUACACUACAGAAGAGACGCUUUAGUGACCAUUCCCUUAGUGUGGAUAAUUUUGAAGAAGAAUACAUGUGGAAUUAUUUUUUAAUGAAUGAGAUUAUAACUUACAGAGAUAGACUCGAUAUGGAAACCAAGAGGAUCCUUGAUGAUGAGGGUUUUUUAACAACAGUCAUUAGAGGCUUUGCUGAGACGUUUGUGACAUACGUGAAAAAACUUAAGGUAGGUCUUACUGUAAUUUCAAAACAGAGUUGGAAAAGAGCUGGGACAAGAUUCAAUGCUCGUGGUGUUGAUGACGAUGCCAAUGUGGCCAACUUUGUAGAAACCGAGUUCAUUAUGUACUCUAACGAGUAUUGCUAUUCAUUUACAAUAAUUAGAGGUAGCAUACCUGUUUUUUGGGAACAAGAUACAUCCUUGAUAAAUCCUAAAGUUCAAAUUACGAGAUCAAAGGAGGCAACUCAACCUGUAUUUGACAAACACUUUCAUAGGUUAAUUGAAAAGUACGGGCCAGUACAUGUAGUUAAUCUGUUGUCUACAAAAUCGUCCGAAAUAGAGCUUUCACAGAGAUACAAACAACAGAUUGUAGAUUCAAAAUCGUUAAGGUUGAAUGAUGAUGUCUUCUACUCACAUUUUGAUUUUCAUAAAGAAACAUCACAAGAGGGGUUUUCUGCUGUUCGUAGAGUUUUGCCGCUGCUGUCAAACUCCAUUCUAGAAGCUGGUUAUUUUUCUUAUGAUGUUAAGGACAAAAAAGUGCUUUCUGAGCAACAUGGUGUUUUCCGUGUAAAUUGUUUGGAUUGUUUGGACAGGACCAAUUUAGUUCAACAGACUGUAUCGUUGGCCGUCUUUAAGAUAUUCUUAGAAGAUUUUCAAAUCAUUGGACCCAAAAGUUUUAUUGAUGAAGAGGAUUUUGCUAUUAAGCACAACACCUUAUGGGCAGAUCAUGGUGAUCAAAUUUCUCAAAUCUAUACUGGUACUAACGCUUUGAAAUCAUCCUUUUCACGUAAAGGUAAAAUGUCUUUGGCUGGUGUCCUUUCUGAUGCUACCAAAUCAGUUAGUAGAAUGUAUAUCAACAAUUUUAUGGAUAAAGGAAAGCAGCAGAAUAUUGAUUGUUUAUUGGGUAGAUUGGCUGAUCAGAAGAGUGUCGAAUUGUAUGAUCCUUUUAACGAGUAUGUUACAAAUAAAUUGCAUGAAAGAGCGGAGGAAUUUACCAAUAACUCAAAUAUUAAUAUUUUUGUUGGAUCAUUUAACGUCAACGGGACAUCAAAGCGAUCAGAUUUGUCUAAAUGGUUGUUCCCAAUCGGAGAUAAAUUUAAGCCUGACAUUGUAGUAUUAGGCCUACAGGAAGUAAUCGAAUUAACAGCUGGUUCUAUUUUAAAUGCAGAUUAUACUAAAGGAUCAUUUUGGGAGACAAUGGUAAGCGAUUGCUUAAACCAGUAUGAUGAUAAGUACCUCUUACUAAGAGUAGAACAAAUGUCUUCAUUAUUAAUUGUAUUUUUUGUGAAGGCCGACAAGGCACAUUAUGUUAAGCAAGUUGAAGGAGCAUCUAAGAAAACGGGGUUUGGUGGUAUGACUGGUAACAAAGGUGCUGUCUCUAUUAGAUUCGACUACGGUAAUACAUCCUUCUGUUUUGUUAAUGCACAUCUUGCUGCGGGUGCCAAUAACAUUGACGAGAGAAGAAAUGACUUUGAAAGUAUUACAAACGGCACUCAGUUCACGAGGUCCAAGAACAUCUCUCAUCAUGACUCCAUUUUUUGGCUUGGCGAUUUGAACUAUAGAAUCCAAUUGACUAAUGAGGAAGUGAGGAAACUGUUAGUAACACAACCUGAUGGGUAUAUAGAUAAAUUACUGAAGUAUGACCAAUUAACUCAAGAAAUCAAUGCUGGUGUUGUCUUCAAGGAAUUUAAAGAACCUACAUUAAAAUUUAGACCAACUUAUAAGUAUGAUUAUGGGAGCGACAACUAUGAUUCUUCUGAAAAGGCGAGGACACCUUCAUGGACUGAUAGAAUCAUAUAUAAGGGCGAAAACUUGUAUCCAUUGGCAUAUUCUGAUGCACAUCUUCUACUAAGUGACCAUAGGCCUGUGUAUGCAGCAUAUAGGGCGAAAGUGACUUUCAUUGAUGAUGAUAAGAAGCACCGUAUAGUUCAAGCUCUUCAUAAGGAAUACAAGAUUGAGCAUCCAGAAGAGACCUCUUUGACUAACAAUCUUUUAUUGGAUCUUGACAUAGAGUCACGCACUCAAUCUGAACAAACUAAUGGAUCUCAGACCUCAUCGAUCAAUUUUGAAGCGCCUCUCUCACACUCUCUUCAAUCAUCCACAUCAUCGUUUGCAUCUUUAACACCGAGAAAUCGGAACGCACAACAAGAUACAGAAGUAAGAUCAAGUUCAGCAUCCGUGUUGAGUUCUCCAGGAGCAAUUGAUAAAAGUGUUAAACCUAAGUUAUCAGCACCACCUCCACCAGCACCUAGAAUUCAGCCAAAGAAGGAGUUAGAGGUUGAGUCCAAUGGAAGCAGACUCUCUUCUCCGGCUACUCCAAAGCCAACUGUCUUGAGUCCACAAGUGCCCCCUAAACGUAAGGUACUCCCACCCGGGUUUUCUGAUUCCAUUGUAUUAACACCAAAAAAUUCGAGUCAAAGUAGUGUUGAUGUUAAAGCGCUAUCUCCUUCUCCUAAGCCAAAAGUUUCGUCACCUCCAAUUUCUCUGAAAUCUAAUAAUGAAGGAGAAGGCAAGCGCAAGAUUCCACCAGCGAAACCUGAAAAGAAACCAGAACUCGAGAGUUUAACUCUAGACUCAUGGAAGCCUUUGCAACCAAAAUAA